AUGGCCCAAGUCCCCAGCAAUGGCUAUACGUAUUCGGAUCAGUAUAGCAAGGUAUCCAUCAUUUGGUUCAAGUGGUUGGAGCAAUGUCACGAAGAGGACACAGCAAAAACUCAGAACAUUCAACAUGCCUUGAAUGGGGGCGAUUUUCGGGUGCCAAACAGUCAUUACAAACUGGAUAGUUGGGAUCCCGUGAGGAAACACUGUUACGAAUUUCAUUCGUGUUUAUUACACGGUUGUCAGACCUGCUACCCAAAGCGUCGUAACAGUGUACGCCUUCCACGUACCAAGCAGACAGCAAACGAGUUGUUUACUCUGACUCAAAAGAAAAAAACCUUCCUUGAAUCUUUCGGGUAUACCUACGAGUCAAUGUGGUACCACGAGUACGUGGAACUGCAGAAAAACUGUACAGAGUUUAAAGACUUUGUCGCCACCUGUGAUAUACAGGCAGAGCGUUUGAAGCCCCGGGACGCCUUCUUUGGGGGUCGUACUAAUGCAUGCAAAUUGCACUAUACUAUUAAAGAGGGCGAACAUAUCAAAUAUGUUGAUUUUACAAGCCUCUAUCCCUACGUUAACAAAUACGCCCGUUACCCCGUAGGCCAUCCCAAGAUUUUAAACUGCUAA
This is a messenger RNA of Gigantopelta aegis, 621 nucleotides long. RefSeq lists its product as uncharacterized. Gene Ontology annotation, molecular function: nucleotide binding; DNA-directed DNA polymerase activity; DNA binding. The transcript has a single exon. NCBI's taxonomy places the organism in Eukaryota, Metazoa, Mollusca, Gastropoda, Neomphalida, Peltospiridae. Gene Ontology annotation, biological process: DNA replication. The record is from RefSeq and is a predicted model, not a curated record. The coding region runs from base 1 to 621 and encodes 206 amino acids.